AUGCAGUUUGUCAAGUGUGGCUUUGCUGGCUCCAACUUCCCAGAGCAUAUCUUCCCUGCCUUGGUGGGUCGGCCCAUCAUCCGGUCAAACACCAAAGUCGGAAACAUUGAGAUUAAGGUGAGGUCAUAUUUGAGAGGUAGCCUAAUAUCUUAAAAUUGCCACGUCUGUACUCUGUAUACAUACUUCUGAAUGAUCAAAUGCAUCCAAACCAACUCCCUUUUUGACCCCCAACCCUGGCCCUGACCUCCAACCUCUAACCCCUAACCUCUAGGACCUGAUGGUGGGUGAUGAGGCCAGUGAGUGUCGUUCCAUGCUAGAGGUGUCCUACCCCAUGGACAACGGCAUGGUGCGCUCCUGGGAAGACAUGCUCCAUCUGUGGGACCACACCUUUGGCCCCGAGCGCCUCGACAUCAGUCCCCCAGACUGCAAGGUCACUAUUAUUUAAUUUUUAAUUUUCCUUUAAUAACCUUUUUUUAUACAGGUUACUGUGAUUGAGAUAAAAUCAAAUUUUUGCAAGAGAGACAUGGGUAUGAAAUCCAUUUAGUCUCUUAAACGUCUGAAGUUUUAGUAGACUAUUAUGAAAAUGGUUAGUUUAGAAAACACUUUUCACAUUUCCCUGCCUUCUGUAUAUGUUGUAAUGUUGGGGAUCAAUUAAGUUACAUUUGAUUCAAGGUGCUGCUGACGGAACCGCCCAUGAACCCCACUAAGAACCGUGAGAAGAUCGCUGAGGUCAUGUUUGAGACCUACCAGUUCCACGGCAUCUACGUCGCCAUCCAGGCCGUGCUCACACUCUAUGCCCAGGGUAAGGGGAGACCAGACCCAAAGACAUGGCUCUCCCUAUAUUAUAUAAUGAUAUACUGUAGUAUAAAUGCCUAGACUUUAGCUCGGCGGGCUAACACAGUCUUGUAGGGCGCUGGUUCAAACCCACAGUCACUUUCAUACUGUCUGUUAUGUGACCCUGUGUGUCCUGCCCUGUCCUGUCUAGGUUUGUUGACAGGCGUGGUUGUGGAUUCUGGGGACGGGGUGACCCAUAUAUGUCCUGUGUAUGAGGGCUACUCUCUACCCCACCUCACACGCAGGCUGGACAUCGCAGGACGUGACAUCACGCGCUACCUCAUCAAGGUGUGUUACAACGUAUAUUAUCAUCCUGUCACCUUAUGAAGAAAACUAUGCUUUUCUGUCCCUUGUGUCAAUCAUAAUCAAUGCAAAAUUCUUUAAAAUUGACAGUUGAAUUUGUUUUUCGUUAUGUAUGGUCCUAGAAGAACUGUUUAUAUAUUUAUGUUCAUCUACAUCACCUCUGAUCCCUCUCAGUUGCUGUUGCUGCGUGGCUAUGCCUUCAACCACUCGGCUGACUUUGAGACGGUCCGCAUGCUGAAGGAGAAGCUGUGCUACGUGGGAUACAACAUCGAGCAGGAGCAGAGACUGGCUACAGAGACCACCGUGCUGGUGGAGUCAUACAUGGUACUGUAGAUAACGCCCCGCCUCUCAUGUCAACAGAGAGAAUGUUCAUUAUUAUUUAUGUAUGGUCUCUUAGCCUGGAAAGGCAAUCUGUUUCUGUGUUCAUAGCAAUGUUGCAAAACUCUACAACAGUCUGACACCCAGGGUAACAGAUAUAAAUGUUUAGCCUAUACAGUGGGGGAAAAAAGUAUUUAGUCAGCCACCAAUUGUGCAAGUUCUCCCACUUAAAAAGAUGAGAGAGGCCUGUAAUUUUCAUCAUAGGUACACGCCAACUAUGACAGACAAAAUGAGAUUUUUUUUUCCAGAAAAUCACAUUGUAGGAUUUUUUAUGAAUUUAUUUGCAAAUUAUGGUGGAAAAUAAGUAUUUGGUCAAUAACAAAAGUUUCUCAAUACUUUGUUAUAUACCCUUUGUUGGCAAUGACACAGGUCAAACGUUUUCUGUAAGUCUUCACAAGGUUUUCACACACUGUUGCUGGUAUUUUGGCCCAUUCCUCCAUGCAGAUCUCCUCUAGAGCAGUGAUGUUUUGGGGCUGUCGCUGGGCAACACGGACUUUCAACUCCCUCCAAAGAUUUUCUAUGGGGUUGAGAUCUGGAGACUGGCUAGGCCACUCCAGGACCUUGAAAUGCUUCUUACGAAGCCACUCCUUCAUUGCCCGGGCGGUGUGUUUGGGAUCAUUGUCAUGCUGAAAGACCCAGCCACGUUUCAUCUUCAAUGCCCUUGCUGAUGGAAGGAGGUUUUCACUCAAAAUCUCACGAUACAUGGCCCCAUUCAUUCUUACCUUUACACGGAUCAGUCGUCCUGGUCCCUUUGCAGAAAAACAGCCCCAAAGCAUGAUGUUUCCACCCCCAUGCUUCACAGUAGGUAUGGUGUUCUUUGGAUGCAAUUCAGCAUUCUUUGUCCUCCAAACACGACGAGUUGAGUUUUUACCAAAAUGUUUUAUUUUGUUUUCAUCUGACCAUAUGACAUUCUCCCAAUCCUCUUUUGGAUCAUCCAAAUGCACUCUAGCAAACUUCAGACGGGCCUGGACAUGUUCUGGCUUAAGCAGGGGGACACGUCUGGCACUGCAGGAUUUGAGUCCCUGGCGGCGUAGUGUGUUACUGAUGGUAGGCUUUGUUACUUUGGUCCCAGCUCUCUGCAGGUCAUUCACUAGGUCCCCCCGUGUGGUUCUGGGAUUUUUGCUUGUGAUCAUUUUGACCCCACGGGGUGAGAUCUUGCGUGGAGCCCCAGAUCGAGGGAGAUUAUCAGUGGUCUUGUAUGUCUUCCAUUUCCUAAUAAUUGCUCCCACAGUUGAUUUCUUCAAACCAAGCUGCUUACCUAUUGCAGAUUCAGUCUUCCCAGCCUGGUGCAGGUCUACAAUUUUGUUUCUGGUGUCCUUUGACAGCUCUUUGGUCUUGACCAUAAUGGAUUUGGAGUGUGACUGUUUGAGGUUGUGGACAGGUGUCUUUUAUACUGAUAACAAGUUCAAACAGGUGCCAUUAAUACAGGUAACGAGUUGAGGACAGAGGAGCCUCUUAAAGAAGAAGUUACAGGUCUGUGAGAGCCAGAAAUCUUGCUUGUUUGUAGGUGACCAAAUACUUAUUUUCCACCAUAUUUUGCAAAUAAAUUCAUAAAAAAUCCUACAAUGUGAUUUUCUGGAAUUUUUUUCCUCAAUUUGUCUGUCAUAGUUGACGUGUACCUAUGAUGAAAAUUGCAGGCCUCUCUCAUCUUUUUAAGUGGGAGAAAUUGCACAAUUGGUGGCUGACUAAAUACUUUUUUCCCCCACUGUAGCUACUAUAGCUACAUUGUAUACCAAUCAUGACAUAAAAUGAAAUACAUCAGAAAAGUAAGUAAUAUAAUAAUAUACCAUUUAGUAGACACUUUAUCCAAAGCGACUUACAGUCAUGCACAUUUUUUUUUAAAAGUAUGGGUGGUCCUGGGAAUUGAACCCAAUAUCCUGACAUUGCAAAGCCAUGCUCUACCAACUGAGCUACAGAGAACCACAGUAUUUACUAACCCUCUCUCUGCUACAGCUACCUGACGGUCGUCAGGUGAUGGUGGGAGGGGAGCGGUUUGGAGCCCCAGAGGCCCUCUUCCAGCCCCACCUCAUCAACGUAGAGGGAGCAGGCGUGGCUGAACUGCUGUUCAACACCAUCCAGGCUGCUGACAUAGAUCUCAGGUCAGAGAUACACCACCCUGCUGCUGGUCUCCACAUGGUUUAACAACUACUGUAGCCUCGUCCUGUACUGUGUGGUGCUGUAGCUAACAUUCCUAUUGUUUGUUUUAAUGCCAUACAAGUGGAGGAGGCUAGCCUAUAGUGUACACUGCACUGUAGGCCCAUGCUAGAGUUAGAGAUCUGUGCAAGAGUUGUUACAUAAUUGUUCUAUAUAUGUGGAUAUUACACAUAAUUAGACACAUUCCAUAGGUGUGUACGAACCCAAGCUAUUUCGUUUUAUAGCUGUACUAAAUAUAUGAAGCCAUGGUAUUAUAAACCUAUGGUUGACCUAUUAAAUGUAAAUUAUAACUGUAUGCAUACAUACAUACUUUAUGUCUGAUUCCAUAUUGUUUCUCCCUCCUGAAGGUCUGACUUGUACAAGCACAUUGUUCUGUCAGGAGGCACCACCAUGUACCCCGGCCUUCCCUCCAGACUGGAGAGAGAGAUCAAACAGCUGUACCUGGAGAAGGUGCUGCAGGGGGACACUGAGAAACUCUCUGUAAGCACACACACAUGCGUGGAAGCACACAGACACACACACACGCACACGCGGGGAAACGCACACAUGCACGCACAUGCACACACAUGUAUGGACACGGACACACACACACACACACACACACACACUACAAUAAGUAAACCUGUGUAAUGACAGAAAUGGUAUUAUGUGUUCCUUUAUCUUAGUUUACCAUAUAUUUCUCUACCCACUCCCCCUUCCCUCCCUCUCUGCAGAAGUUUAAGAUCCGCAUUGAGGACCCCCCAAGCCGUAAACACAUGGUGUUCAUGGGUGGAGCGGUGCUGGCCAACAUCAUGAAGGACAAG
Molecule: messenger RNA, 4472 nt
Organism: Coregonus sp. 'balchen'
Lineage: Eukaryota; Metazoa; Chordata; Actinopteri; Salmoniformes; Salmonidae
Source: the annotation of a GenBank genome assembly